This is a messenger RNA of Penaeus chinensis, 1305 nucleotides long. RefSeq names its product glutamate receptor-like. Gene Ontology annotation, cellular component: membrane. The transcript is spliced from 11 exons. The coding region runs from base 1 to 1305 and encodes 434 amino acids. The record is from RefSeq and is a predicted model, not a curated record. Gene Ontology annotation, molecular function: glutamate-gated receptor activity. NCBI's taxonomy places the organism in Eukaryota, Metazoa, Arthropoda, Malacostraca, Decapoda, Penaeidae.
AUGCCAUCUCAUUCAAAGACCUUGCAUUCUCCGGAGGGAUUACAAAACCUCGUCGCCCUCGUUUGUCAGCAGCAGGGGUGGCUUAGAAAAGGAACCUCUUUGUGCGCAGGUUCGUCGACACGUAGAGGUUGUCAAGAGGUUCCUCAUUCUCUGUUCAUCUACGACACUGUGAAGUCAUCUGAGGAAAAAGAAGGCAGCUACGAGCUCGUCCGUCCCGUCGACCGCGUGUGGGGAACAUCAACACCAAACGGGUCCUGGACCGGUCUUCUUGGAAUGUUACAGAGAGAAGAAGUGGAGUUCGCCCUGGGGCCCUUCGGCGUGACCCCGCAGAGGGACGUCGUGUGUGAUUUCUCCGAACCUGUUUACAGCGAGAACAAUGCCAUCCUAAUGGUUCGGCCGACGCUCCAGAGCGACAUAUCUGGCUUCUUAAAACCUUUUACUGCACAAGUGUGGCUGCUGAUCUUGGCAAGUGUGCUAUGCAUGGGCGUCGUCAUGGUGUGGAUGGUACUAGCAGAGGACACAAUUUUCAGGUCCUACACGAAGGGCGUCUUGGGCAAGGUUGCCAUUUGGGUGAUCAAAGCCUUUACUCAGGAAGGAUCGGAGUGGCUGCCGAAAGGAGAUGGAGGUCGCCUUCUGGUGACCACGUGGCUCCUGGCGUCGCUGGUGUUCAUGUCCUCCUACAGCGGCAUCCUGACCGCCAUGAUUACUGUGCCCAGAGUCACCAUUCCCAUAGACUCUCUGGCCGACCUUGUUGCCCAGGACGAUCUUACCUGGCGCCUCGAGAAAGGAUCGAUGAUGUUUCAGUACUUCCAGGAAGCGGAGGACGAAGUGCGAAGGAAGGUGUUCACCGGUAUGUCGGGAACUUUUCCUGACUGCUGGGCGGCUCGAGAGGCCAUUGCUAAAGGCGAGUUCGCAGCCAUUUGCGACAAGACCACCAUGAAGAAGGCCAUGUCAUGGGAUUUCAGCUCCAGCGGGCAGUGCCAUCUGUAUAUAUCUCGCGAGAACGUGUAUAGCAACGCGAUCAUAGCGAUGGCCUUCAAAACAAAUUCAAGCUACCUCCCCAAAGCAAACAGGAUUAUCCAACUAGUGAAGGAGUCAGGAAUCUUGUCUAAGUGGGUAGAGGAACAGAUCACUAACACGAGCCAGUGCCUCUUGCCUCCCUCGUCCGACCGGAGGGACGGCAUCGCCCCUUUGGACAUCGAGGAUUUGGCAGGACCCUACCUCAUUUUGGCUGCAGGCCUGGUUGCUGCUCUGCUCAUCUUCCUUCUCGAACAUUUGGCUUCUUACAAGAGGUGCAUCAACUAA